ACCUCUGCCUGCGUCCCGAGGCCCCGGUGCACAGAAGAAAACGGGCCAGAAGUAGAAGAAGAAGAAGUCAACAUCUGCUGAGCCAUAACAAGAUUAAGGUUAUGAAACAAUGGAUGACUGACAAAUAAGAAAUAUUGACUUUAGCAACUAUUCCCAGGAGCGCAGCGUCACUUCACUAUUUGACUUCGUUUUCCUCACGCAUUUUUGGCUCGAGAUAUUUUCUGCCUGUUUCUUGGCAAACGGAAACAAUUUUAUGUUUGGAUUUUUCCCCGAAAACUUCAAAUUUUGAGAAGGAUUUUAUAUUUAUUUUGAUUUUUUCCCCCCCAAAAAAACUCCGGUCAUAGACAAGAAUUCUCCUCCAGAGGUUUGAGUUGGGGAUGUUGAGCUCUGUGAAGAUGGAAACCCAUGAUCUACCAGAGUGGAAUACUUUCUACAGCGAGGCCAGUGAGAUGUAUUCCUCUCCCAGCACUAUGAACUCUGGUCUGGGCUCCAUGGGCUCCAUGGGCACCAUCAACAGCUACAUCAACCUGAACCCGGCCACCGCCUCCCCUGCAGGUAUGAACAUGGCGUACCCCAGCUCCAGCCUCAGCAGUUCCCCACUCGCCUCCAUGGGCUCCGGGCCCGGCCACAUGUCCCUCUCCCCGGUGGCCUCGUCCCUCAGCUCGAGCUCUCUCACUCAGCUGGGCCCCGCUGCUCCCGGCGCCCUCGGCUCCUUGUCCCACUACCAGAACAUGGGCCAGUCCAUGAGCCAACUGGGAUACCCCUCCACUGCGACCCUGAGCCGGGCUGGGCCCAAGGAGAUCCCCCCUAAGCCCUACCGGCGCUCCCUGACCCACGCCAAGCCACCGUACUCAUACAUCUCCCUCAUCACCAUGGCGAUCCAGCAGAGCGGCAGCAAGAUGCUCACCCUGAACGAGAUCUACCAGUGGAUCAUGGACCUGUUCCCCUACUACCGUGAGAACCAGCAGCGCUGGCAAAACUCCAUCCGCCACUCGCUCUCCUUCAACGACUGCUUUGUGAAGGUGGCUCGCUCACCAGACAAGCCCGGUAAAGGUUCUUACUGGACUCUGCACCCACAGUCAGGCAACAUGUUUGAGAACGGCUGCUACCUGCGGCGCCAGAAACGCUUCAAGAUCGAGGACAAGAUGGCAAAGAAAGGAGGCAAGAGCCAGGAGGUGGGCUCAGGGAAAGGAGGCCACAGUGAUCACCUGGUGGAGGAUCGCAGCCCCACGGGAGGAUCAGAGGGAGCCGACUCCGCCCACUCAGACAACUCCCACCCGGGCUCUUCAGACGACCAGCCGCUUCCUAGAAACUCCCUGGUUCCACUAGACUGCCCUCAGCUGUCCUCCUCACACCUCCACAGCCCGCCCGUCUCCCUGCCUCCCCCCUCCUCCACCUCAUCCUCCAUCCCUCCAUCGUCCUUGUCCCUCUCCGCCACCUCGUCCUCCAACCAGCUCCUCCACUCCCAGUCUUUAGUGGGUAGCACCCACCUCCUGCCCGGCGCCAUGCAGCAGCACAUGGACCUACAGAGCGACGCCCUCAAGUCCCUGGACCCCCACUACAACUUCAACCACCCCUUCUCCAUCACCAACCUCAUGUCCAACGAGCAGAAGAUGGACCUCAAGUCCUACCAGGACCAGGUGAUGGCCUACAACAGCUACGCCAGUGGCUCUCCUGUGGGAGCCAAGCAGAUCUACGACAGCCCCGGGCCGGCCGCCAUGGACUCAGGUGCUUAUUACCAAACUCUGUACAGCCGCUCGGUGCUCAACGCCUCUUAAUAUGGACACCCACCCACACACACACACACACACACAAACACACACACCUGCCUGUAAUGGUGAGCCAAAAUGGAGACUUCUCUUCCUCUCUGCCUUUACUAAAAUGGACACCCAAGGUCUCUUUAUCUUCUUCUUUCUUCCUCUCUCUCCCUCUCUGGCCCACGUCCAGCGGCCUUGGAAGAGACUCACAUCUAAAAUGGCCGCCAUGUUUGAGGGACCAAAGGACAGUUUUUCUUUCCUUUUACCAGCUGUGAUGAGCACGGAGGCUGGGUUGGUUACACGGAGGACAGAAAAGUGAAGCUGGAUGAUUAAGUGAUGAUGAAGACGUUUGACUCGUCUGUGUGUGUGAGUCAGUGCAGAUGUCAGAUCCCGUCCUUUGCCGGCAAAAUUGGCUUUGUACAAAAUGUAAAUAGAGCUAAUGUUGGGGGGGAAAGGAUAUUUGCAUUUAUUUAUGAAGGGAAUAAAUUUUAAUAUAUCUUGUAUAGCGCUCUGUCGACCAGUUACAACCCAAAUGUGAGGUUUUUUUUUUUUUUUUAAACCAAAGACGGAGAGUUUCAGGUUACUGCUUCAGGCAGGUGUUACUGCAGCGGGAGACAGUUUAGUACAUUUCUUCUUUUUUUGCGUGUGUUACAGCAUUUCACAUUACGUUCCGUCAUUUCUGUCAGAUCAGGCAUCCGUCAAUGUAAAUGUAGCUCAUGAGGUCUGUAAAAAAUAUAUUUGUAGUUUUGUUUGAUAUGAAGUUUAAAAAAAAAAAAAGGCAUUUGGUCCUCGCUGCAGCACAGAGGACACAGACAUUAAAAAAAAUCUUCUGAGGCCAAAAAGAAAGAGACAAAGUAACUGUGGUAAAAAAAAAAAAAAAAAAAAAACUAAAAAGAAAAAAAGCAUAUUGUGUUUCUAUUUUUCAUGGCCCCAAAUCAUUUCCUGUUGUUACCUAAAUAAGAGCAUUAAAAUGAAAUGCUUUUCCACAGACUGUAACAUGACUGGCAGACAGCUGCGGUGCAUAGGGGAGUUCAGUCAAUGACUAAAACAGUGGAAAGGGAGGAGAGAUGCACUAUGGGAGGAUUUACAUACAGUACUUUGCACUAUGGAGCUCCCAUUGGUCAGGUGGGCUGAUAGUGUGUGUGUUACAACAAUACUUAGGAACCCCCCCCCUACACUGUCAAUGCAUCAGCUCAAUGGGAUCAGUGUAUCAAUGUCAAAGGGUGUCAAAUAACCCCUCGCUCCUUUUCUUCAAAUGACUGCUGAUCUGAUAAGAGAUCAGUGUAUCAAUAAUGUUUUGAAGGAUUAUUCUGAUGAACAGCAGAGGACGCAGAAGUUUCAGGUCACAUGACGUCCUCUGUGGAGCUUAUAUUAUAGUUUCAAAGAGAAAUGUCUUUUAUUUAAGCUAUGUUCCUUUUCAAAACCUUGAAAGUGUGCUGAUAUAAUAUAUUGUUUUUUGUUGUUGUUGGUUUAAAUGUGAUUAAAAUGAUUCAUGUUUCAUUUUUCUUAUUAAAAAGGCAAAAAAUGUGGGAAGAAA
Molecule: messenger RNA, 3294 nt
Organism: Seriola aureovittata
Lineage: Eukaryota; Metazoa; Chordata; Actinopteri; Carangiformes; Carangidae
Gene: foxa3
Product: forkhead box A3
Exons: 2
Coding region: 378-1778 (466 amino acids)
Biological process (GO): cell differentiation; regulation of transcription by RNA polymerase II; anatomical structure morphogenesis
Molecular function (GO): DNA-binding transcription factor activity, RNA polymerase II-specific; RNA polymerase II cis-regulatory region sequence-specific DNA binding; transcription factor binding
Source: RefSeq, a predicted model, not a curated record